Medioppia subpectinata is the source of this 851-nucleotide messenger RNA. NCBI's taxonomy places the organism in Eukaryota, Metazoa, Arthropoda, Arachnida, Sarcoptiformes, Oppiidae. The record is from the annotation of a GenBank genome assembly.
AACAAGUAAUGUAACGUCACUUAUAAGCACACAAUACUGUUGUAAACAUAUGUAAAUGUUAUCAUAACAAACAGCUAAGCAAUUAAACGCCGGCUAAAUAGUAAUUGUACUGCCAUUAUAACAAUCAUACAGUAAAGUGACCCAUAGGUCAACACCACUGACCAAUGAAGGCCCUGAUACUAGUGGGCGGGUACGGCACCCGACUCAGGCCACUGACACUAUCGCAACCCAAACCACUCGUCGACUUCUGCAACAAACCGAUGAUUUGUCACCAAAUCGAGGCACUCGUACAGGCCAAUGUGAAGCACAUAAUACUGGCCGUCAGCUAUCGGGCGGAGCUCUUGGAGAAGGAGAUCAAAGUUAAGGAGCGGGAGUUGGGAAUCACGAUCACGAUAUCGCACGAAGAGCAGCCGUUGGGAACCGCCGGCCCGCUAGCGCUGGCCAGGGAUCUGCUGACCGCCGACUCGGAGCCAUUCUUCGUGCUAAACAGUGAUAUUAUCUGUGAUUUUCCGUUCAAACAAAUGCUGGACUUUCAUAGAGGCCACGGCCGACAGGGAACUAUUGUGGUGACUCGCGUGGAGGAGCCGUCCAAAUACGGUGUCGUUGUCUACGACGAGAAGAGCGGCCAAAUUGACCGCUUCGUGGAGAAGCCGUCGGAGUUUGUGUCCAAUAAGAUCAGCGCCGGAAUGUAUUUGUUUGAGACAUCGGUUCUGGACAGGAUUGAGCUGCGGCCGACAUCGAUUGAGACGGAAGUGUUCCCGCGAAUGGCCACCGAUGGCCACCUGUACGCGUACAACUUGUCGGGCUUCUGGAUGGACGUCGGGCAGCCCAAGGACUUCCUCACCGGUAUG